Molecule: messenger RNA, 450 nt
Organism: Thyridium curvatum
Lineage: Eukaryota; Fungi; Ascomycota; Sordariomycetes; Thyridiales; Thyridiaceae
Exons: 2
Coding region: 1-450 (149 amino acids)
Source: RefSeq, a predicted model, not a curated record
AUGACCGCCUCGAUCCCCAUCGCAAGCUACGGCAACAACUCUGAGGUCGCGCAGGCCGUCCGUGCCUCCCUCCUCCCAGACUACGACGUCGUCCACAUCACCCUGACCCUGCAGGCCGCGCUCUCGGAGCUGCCCGCGCUCGUCGCCGGCGACACCUCGGCCCCGCCGUCCUCGGGCCUGGGGUCCAACGCCGCGGCGCCCGAGGCCGAGCGCCGGGUGCCCCGCGCCGUCAUCUUUGGCGGCGGCCUGCCCGAGGAGGAGAUCAGGCAGGUCAGCGAGGCCGUCCUCGGAGAAGGCGGCAAGAACAAGAUGAAGGAGGGGGAGGGGGAGGCCGACGGCGGCGUUAGGAUCGUGGUGGUGCGGCGCGAGGACGUGCUGGCCAAGGGGGUCGAGGGGCCGAACGCGGAGGUCAUUGGGGAGAUCUUGAGGGAGAAGCUGGCUGGGCUUUGA